AUGGCCAGCACAGUGAUCGGGGUGACACUUGUCCUCUGGACCGCCCUGGGUGGGUGGACUGCAGCGCAGCAACAGCAGCAUCAGCAGCAGGCCGCCCUGCUCAGCAGCACUGCAGACGACGUGUUCAGCAUCAUCGCUAGAGCAGUUCAGCAAGAGCUGCGGCCAGUCGUCAGAAGACUAGAGUCUCGUGUGGAGUCGCUGGACAACAGACUGACUCAGCUCGACUCUCGAGUGACGGAACUCACCACCAGUAUUUUGAGGAGCAGGCAGAGUGAGCAGAUUGAAGAGCUGUCCAGUCAACUAACUGGAAUCACUGCGAGACUCGACAGCCAGCAGUCACAGCUGAGCGAGCUCAACACCCAGCUGGGCGAACAGAAAAUGGCUCAGAGUGAGUUGUCCGCCAAACUGGAUAACCUGGGUAACUUGACCGCCCACGUCGAUAUGCUAGGAUCCAAGCUGACCGCGGCCGUUAUCAACACGUGGUCCCAACAGGAGCGUGUGGAUGACCUCGCUGCUAAGGUAAACCAUCUGUACCUUCCUCGUGACUGCAGCGACCUGCCUGUCGACUCCCCAUCUGGAGUCUACCUCCUUCGGCCCAGUGGUGACAUCCAGCAACCACCCGUCGAGGCGUACUGCGAUAUGGACACUGCCGGAGGGAGAUGGACGGUGAUCCAGAGGAGGGAUGACAUCCAGCCCCGCCAGGACUUCUACCUCGGGUGGACGGACUAUAAGGAAGGCUUUGGAAAUCUAACCAAGGAGUUCUGGUGGGGCUUAGAAAAGACCUGGCAGCUGACAGCAUCAUACCGCCAGUACGAGCUUCGCGUUGACCUGGAGGCGUUUGACGGCCAUCGAAGACACGCUACCUACGAACGGUUCCGUAUCUCGUCUGAGGGGGACGGCUACAAACUGAGUGUCUCCAAGUACUCGGGAACUGCCGGGGACAGUCUGACGCACCAGUCCAGUAUGAAGUUCUCGACCGGUGACCGUGACCAGGACGGCGGGUCCGCCCACUGUGCAGAGUCCCGCCAGGGGGCCUGGUGGCACGACCAGUGCGGGUGGAGCAGCCUGAACGGACGGUACCGGGACGGCGGCACGGUGGACAAGACGGGCAUAUGGUGGUGGACGUGGAGCGACGACUAUGACACACUGAAGAAGGCCGAGAUGAAGAUCAGGCCCACCUAA
This is a messenger RNA of Amphibalanus amphitrite, 1182 nucleotides long. RefSeq names its product microfibril-associated glycoprotein 4-like. Lineage: Eukaryota; Metazoa; Arthropoda; Thecostraca; Balanomorpha; Balanidae. The record is from RefSeq and is a predicted model, not a curated record. The transcript has a single exon. The coding region runs from base 1 to 1182 and encodes 393 amino acids.